This is a messenger RNA of Zea mays, 5250 nucleotides long. RefSeq names its product putative disease resistance protein RGA4. Gene Ontology annotation, molecular function: ADP binding. The record is from RefSeq and is a predicted model, not a curated record. The coding region runs from base 484 to 4320 and encodes 1278 amino acids. NCBI's taxonomy places the organism in Eukaryota, Viridiplantae, Streptophyta, Magnoliopsida, Poales, Poaceae. The transcript is spliced from 3 exons.
UACCUUCACAUCGAGAUCCACUCCAGGUCCCCUUUCCACGAUCUUCAUUACUCUUUCCACGCUCCUUCCUUUCCCAGCGAGCAGCAAGGCUGGAAGGCGAGUGGACUCUCAGCAGUCAGCACCACCAUCAGUCUCAUCUACGACAAAAACAGAUCUUCUAUCGCCAGGAAUCAGCAACACCAUCCGGUAUUCCUGGCUUCCUGCGCUCCCUGCCCGACGGAGCUGCUUCCCUGCUUGCUGUGCUUGUUCCAGAGUCUACUCCACCACUGCGCCCACCUGUCGACACCAGAUCCAUGCGCCCUCGAUUUAUUUUAUUUGGUGUUUUCUCCACUCCGUAGCGGUCUUUAUCAGCUGCUUGCCUUCUGCAGAGAAAAAAAGAAAAAAAACAGCUUUCCAUCGUUCACCCAUUCUACAUACAUCCUACAUCUUCAUGUUGUUCAUUUCGCUCACAAAGUAAGAGGAAGCACAAACCAAUACAAUUUCAUGGCCGACUUGGCCCUCGCCGGCUUAAGGUGGACAGCAUCGCCGAUUGUCAACGAGCUUCUUACUAAAGCUUCAGCUUACCUCAGUGUGGACAUGGUGCGUGAGAUCCAACGACUAGAAGCCACUGUCCUGCCACAGUUCGAGCUGGUGAUUCAAGCGGCCCAGAAGAGCCCCCACAGGGGCAUACUGGAGGGAUGGCUCCGGCGUCUCAAAGAAGCCUACUAUGAUGCCGAGGACUUGUUGGACGAGCAUGAGUACAAUGUCCUUGAGGGCAAGGCCAAGAGCGGAAAAAGUCUCCUGUUAGGAGAGCAUGGAAGCUCCUCCACUGCAACUACUGUCAUGAAGCCUUUUCAUGCUGCUCUGAGCAGGGCGCGGAACUUGCUCCCUCAAAACAGAAGGCUACUUAGCAAGAUGAACGAGCUCAAAGCAAUCCUGACAGAAGCCCAACAACUUCGAGAUCUUCUUGGUUUGCCACAUGGCAAUACCGUCGAGUGGCCAGCUGCAGCACCUACCAGUGUUCCCACAACCACAUCACUUCCCACUUCCAAGGUUUUUGGUCGCGACAGGGAUCGUGAUCAUAUAGUAGAUUUUCUUCUCGACAAGACAACAACUGCUCAGGCAAGCUCAGCUAAGUACUCGGGUUUGGCCAUUGUUGGAGUAGGAGGAAUGGGGAAGUCCACCUUAGCACAGUAUGUCUACAACGACAAAAGGAUAGAAGAAUGCUUCGAUGUCAGGAUGUGGGUGUGUAUCUCACGCAAACUUGAUGUCCAUCGUCACACAAGGGAGAUCAUGGAGUCUGCAAAAAAGGGGGAGUGCCCACAUGUUGAUAAUCUCGAUACUCUCCAGUGCAAAUUACGUGAUAUACUACAAGAGUCACAUAAAUUCCUGCUUGUCUUGGAUGAUGUUUGGUUUGAAAAAUCUGAUACUGAGACAGAGUGGGAGCUACUCCUUGCUCCAUUAGUCUCUAAACAGUCGGGGAGCAAGGUUUUGGUGACUACUCGAUGUGAGACACUUCCGGCCGCUGUUUGCUGUGAACAAGUCGUUCAUUUGAAAAACUUGGAUGAUACUGAGUUCUUGGCUCUCUUUAAACACCAUGCUUUCUCUGGAGCAGAAAUCAAAGACAAGCUCCUACACACGAAGUUGGAACACACUACAGAGGAGAUUGCUAAAAGGCUUGGGCAAUGUCCUUUGGCAGCAAAAGUUCUGGGUUCCCGAUUGUGCAGGAAAAAGGAUAUUGCUGAAUGGAAAGCUGCUCUAAAGCUUGGAGAUUUAAGUGAUCCCUUCACAUCUCUGUUGUGGAGUUACGAGAAGUUAGAUCCACGUCUCCAGAGGUGCUUCUUGUAUUGCAGCUUGUUUCCAAAAGGUCAUAGAUAUGAACCUAAUGAGUUGGUUCACCUCUGGGUGGCAGAAGGAUUUGUUGGUUCAUGCAAUUUGAGUAGGAGAACAUUGGAAGAGGCUGGGAUGGAUUACUUCAAUGAUAUGGUCUCUGGAUCUUUCUUCCAAUUGGUUUCUAAAAGACAUUAUUCAUACUAUAUCAUGCAUGAUAUCCUUCAUGAUUUGGCAGAGUCACUCUCUAGAGAAGACUGCUUUAGAUUAGAAGAUGAUAAUGUGACAGAGAUACCAUGCACUGUUCGAUAUCUAUCUGUCCGUGUUGAAAGUAUGCAAAAGCAUAAGGAAAUUAUCUACAAGCUACAUCAUUUACGCACUGUUAUCUGCAUCGAUUCACUAAUGGAUAAUGCAAGUAUUAUUUUUGAUCAGAUGCUGUGGAACUUGAAGAAGUUACGCGUAUUGUCUUUGUCAUUUUACAACAGCAACAAGUUACCUAAAUCUGUUGGUGAGCUGAAGCACCUUCGGUAUUUGGACCUCACCAGAACAUCAGUGUUUGAAUUGCCUAGAUCAUUAUGUGCUCUUUGGCACUUACAACUACUUCAGCUAAACGGCAUGGUGGAGAGGUUGCCUAACAAAGUUUGCAAUUUAAGUAAGUUACGGUAUCUGCGAGGGUAUAAGGACCAAAUUCCCAACAUUGGCAAGCUUACUUCUUUACAACAGAUAUAUGUCUUUUCUGUGCAAAAGAAGCAAGGAUAUGAGUUGCGACAGCUAAAGGACUUGAAUGAGCUUGGCGGCAGUUUACAUGUACAAAAUCUUGAGAAUGUUAUUGGAAAGGAUGAAGCCUUAGCGUCGAAGCUAUAUCUGAAAAGUCGCCUUAAAGAGUUGACACUUGAGUGGAGUUCUGAGAAUGGCAUGGAUGCAAUGAAUAUUCUGCAUUUGGAUGUUCUAGAGGGUCUGCGACCGCCACCCCAACUGAGUAAGCUCACAAUCAAAGGUUACAAAUCUGACACAUAUCCUGGGUGGUUACUUGAGCGAUCCUAUUUUAAGAAUUUGGAACGUUUUGAGCUUAAUAAUUGCAGUUUGCUAGAAGGCUUACCACCAGAUACAGAGCUCCUUCAGCAUUGUUCUAGACUGUUGCUGUUGGACGUUCCAAAACUGAAGACAUUACCAUGUCUUCCACCAAGCCUUACAAAGUUGUCAAUUUGUGGCCUCCCCCUGCUUACUUUUGUCACCAAAAAUCAGCUCGAACAACAUGACUCUAGGGAAAAUAUAAUGAUGGCAAACCACCUGGCAUCUAAACUUUCAUUGAUGUGGGAGGUGGAUUCAGGAUCUAGUGUUAGGAGUGUACUGUCGAAAGACUAUUCAUCUCUUAAGCAGUUGAUGACAUUGAUGAUAGAUGAUGAUAUAUCAAAGCAUCUUCAAAUUAUUGAAAGUGGUCUAGAGGAAGGAGAUAAAGUAUGGAUGAAAGAAAACAUCAUCAAGGCAUGGCUCUUUUGCCAUGAGCAGAGGAUAAGAUUCACUUAUGGAAGGGCCAUGGAGCUGCAAGUGGUUCUACCAUUAGGACUUUGUAAACUUUCCCUUUCGUCAUGCAAUAUUAUAGAUGAAGCUUUAGCUAUUUGCCUUGAAGGCCUCACUUCACUGGCAACUUUAGAAUUGGAAUAUAAUAUGGCACUAACUACACUUCCAUCAGAAGAGGUGUUUCAACAUUUGACAAACCUUGACAUGUUGAUUCUAAGUGGUUGUUGGUGUCUCAAGUCACUGGGGGGCUUACGUGUUGCUUCAUCUCUUUCCAUUCUUCACUGUUGGGAUUGUCCUUCUUUAGAGCUAGCACGUGGAGCAGAACUAAUGCCGUUGAACCUUGCUAGCAAUCUCAGCAUCCGUGGCUGCAUUCUUGCAGCUGAUUCGUUCAUUAAUGGCUUGCCACAUCUGAAACAUCUUUCCAUUGAUGUCUGCAGAAGCUCCCCAUCCUUGUCGAUUGGCCACCUGACCUCCCUUGAAUUAUUAGAUCUAAAUGGUCUCCCUGAUCUUUGCUUUGUUGAAGGCUUGUCUUCCCUGCACCUUAAGCACCUAAGUUUAGUAGAUGUUGCAAACCUCACUGCCAAGUGCAUCUCACAGUUUCGUGUCCAGGAAUCGCUCACGGUUAGUAGCUCUGUAUUGCUCAACCACAUGCUAAUGGCUGAAGGGUUUACAGCCCCACCAAAUCUUACUCUUUUAGAUUGCAAGGAGCCAUCAUUUUCAUUUGAAGAACCUGCAAAUCUCUCAUCUGUCAAGCGCCUGGAUUUUUCGCUUUGCGAAAUGGAGUCCCUGCCAAGAAAUCUUAAAUCUCUCUCAAGUCUAGAGAGUCUUCAUAUAGGGCGUUGCCCCAACGUAGCAUCUUUACCUGAUCUGCCAUCCUCCCUCCAGCGCAUAGCUAUAUGGUGUUGUCCCGUCUUGAAGAAGAACUGCCAAGAACCUGAUGGGGAAAGCUGGCCAAAGAUUUCGCACCUUCGCUGGAAGCACAUCUACUAAUACCAAACUUGCUUCUUUAGACUUGCCACUUGAAAUGAAUGAGAAGGCACCUCGAUGUCACCCCAACGCGACGCUCUCUCCUCUUGAAGCUCCAGAGUUCAGGACCAAGUCAGAAGCGAAUGCGUCAGCUAAUGCUGUUGUCCCCGCGGUUCCCUGUCUUUUUCCGCUUGCAUUUGCUCCGCUAUUUCACUUGUUAUAUCAUUCCUUGAUUGUGAACAAUUGCCAAUGUGUAUUUCUCCGACAGAAUGAAGUAACUAACUGUGGCUAUGGCUUUUACUUUUCAUGUGGCAAUUAGUCCUACGUGAGGCUAAUUAGAGUAUGGAAUGUCUCAUACCUUUACUGUCUUUCUUUGAAGAAAGUAAGAAUAUUGGCCAAGACAUGUUUCUAAAUGAAAUAUGUGCUUCCGUCCUGUGCUUGUUGCUGGCAGGUAUACCUUUCUUAAGUGCUCUGCUGUGUGGUCUGCAUUUUUAUGUACUUCUGUAGCUUCAAGCUCCAAGAAAUUCUUUUUUCCUCAAACACAACUCCACAAGUAUGCCGAGAGCCCGAGAGGACUGGUGUCUAGCUGUCUGCUGUAGUUUGUAGACAGGAUGGGCAUCUAGGUCCGAGCUCUCGAUUCUUGGAAUGUCUGCAAUCUAAUUUCUUUUCUGAACUUCGUUAUCUGACUGCAAUUUAGGUCUGAGAAAAUUUGCUGCUCUCCUUGGUUAUUUUGCUGUAGCGUGGAGUUGGCAUUUGGUCAGCUCUCUUGCUUUCAUCCAGGGUGCUGUAGUAGUAUGGCAACAGGCCAAUCUAUAUGUAGUGGCAUGCAUCAGCCAGGCAUACAGGAGUAGUUCGGGCUAAGAUCACCCAUGUACUAGUGUACCUUAUAGUUGUUACUAGUAUUGUAUAAAUACUCUAGGCAAUGCAAUAGAGAAGGCAGUUCAUUUUCCUGCA